UUCAAGAACAGCCGCGCCGGUCGGAAAGCAGCAGAAACGCAGCGGCUUUCGCGCUGGACGCACGUCGACUAUCGCGCUGUCAUUCGAAUUUUGAAUUUUAAAGUGAUUUUUUUUUAUUUGGUUUUUGCUGCCAGGUCGUCGGACAAGCAGCCAUGCAGAACUUCAUAAGGUCAACCACAUUGCUGCUAGUUGUAGCUGCGACAUGCGCCGCUCCAGCCUCGCCAGUCGAGAACUUGACCUUAGACAAUAAGGACCCAACCACACACGAGCUCCUCAGCUCGUUGGGGCUCAAGAAGUUACGGAUACCCGCAGCGCAUCACAGGAAACGGCUCGCGGAACAAGGCAGGCGGCACGCGUCCGGUGAUUCGAGAAUGUUCGUUAUCAAACUGCCUCCGAAUACAAGUUACUACAGCCACGCGGAGCCAGCUCCAGCAGUCGCUAGAACCCUACCGCUACAGAUGACCAGCAACGGUAAACCCGCGCGAGUAUAUCACUGGAAUCUUCCAGUACUAAGUAAACUCGCCAAAAACCGCCCCCAAGCGAGAUUCGACGACGACGUGGUCAACGUUGAAAGCACACCGACGUGGCCGAAGAUCAAACAUCCGAACUCUAUCGACGCCCUCUCAUAUUACGUACCAGCGAAGAAAUCGUCUUUCAGGAAAUACUAUUCGGGUAACGGCAAACCUAAGUCUUUCUAUAUCAUCGAAAAAGACAAAAAGACCGCCGAAUAUCACAGACUACUGCCAUAAUCUGUAAUAUAUAUAUAUUUUUUAGUUAACAUUAUAUGCAAUAUUGUGGAAA
Molecule: messenger RNA, 801 nt
Organism: Danaus plexippus (monarch butterfly)
Lineage: Eukaryota; Metazoa; Arthropoda; Insecta; Lepidoptera; Nymphalidae
Exons: 2
Coding region: 153-749 (198 amino acids)
Source: RefSeq, a predicted model, not a curated record